AUGAGAGGUUUGCCCUUCAGCAAUAGCACAAGUCUGUUUAAUUUUUACAUACCAGUUGCAGAGUACCUAGAUAAAAGUCCAAUACAGUUUGGGCAAAUCAGCACCAUCCAGAGCUCCAGCACCCCCUUAUCUCAGGACUGCAUCCUGCCAUCCCUCUCCCUGCCAGUAAAUCAUCUUCUUUCAUCCGCUCAGCCUGUUCCUUUGCCUUUUCCUAUUUCUCAUGGAACCACCACCCUAGCUUUCAUUUUUCAGGGCGGCGUGUUGGCUGCAGCAGACACUCGCUCCAGUUGCGCUGGGUACGUGGAGGGCCCAGCCUCCCAGAAGAUCCUGCCCAUUCACAGCCACAUGGUGAGCACCACCUCGGGAACUUCGGCCGACUGCGCCCUUUGGAAACGGAUUCUGUCUCGAGAACUGCGGCUUUACCAACUCCGCCACGGCCGACGGUUGUCCACGAGCGGAGCUGCCAAACUGCUGUCACACAUGCUUCACCCAUUUAAGGGAACUGAGCUGUGUGUUGCUGCCAUUAUGUGUGGGUGGGAUGGAGGAGAGGUACAUGGACACCAUGAUGACACUGGAGGCACAAAGACUGAUCCUGGUGGUUGCACAGAAACAACAAAGAAAAUAGAAAAAUCGGUAGACGCCAGUCUUAUAAAGACUCAGAGCUCUUUUUCAUCUGUUGGUGGUCAACAGCACUUAGCUAAAAAGAAAAUGAAUGGCUCUGGACCCCGUAUGUUUUAUGUGUGCAGUGACGGCACUCGCCUGCAGGGAAAUCUCUUCUCUGUGGGCUCGGGAUCCCCUUACGCCUACUCAGUUCUGGAUCAAGGAGUUAAAUGGGAAUUGACACUGGAUGAGGCCACGUCAAUCGCCAGAGAGGCUGUGUACAGAGCCACACACAGGGAUGCAUACUCAGGAAACCAUGUCGAUAUCUAUCACAUCUCCUCAAAAGGAUGGAGUCGCAGGAGCAGAGAGGAUUUGAAAGAGGAAUAUUACAGAGAAAAGGAAAGACGAGAGCGAGGGCUGAGACAGAUCGUGACUUUGUCUGAGGAAAACAUGAAACAAACAAAAAUGGCAUGA
Hippoglossus stenolepis (Pacific halibut) is the source of this 1074-nucleotide messenger RNA. RefSeq names its product proteasome subunit beta type-11-like. NCBI's taxonomy places the organism in Eukaryota, Metazoa, Chordata, Actinopteri, Pleuronectiformes, Pleuronectidae. The record is from RefSeq and is a predicted model, not a curated record. The transcript has a single exon. The coding region runs from base 1 to 1074 and encodes 357 amino acids. Gene Ontology annotation, cellular component: proteasome core complex.